Molecule: messenger RNA, 2024 nt
Organism: Dioscorea cayenensis subsp. rotundata (Guinea yam)
Lineage: Eukaryota; Viridiplantae; Streptophyta; Magnoliopsida; Dioscoreales; Dioscoreaceae
Product: probable U3 small nucleolar RNA-associated protein 7
Exons: 10
Coding region: 203-1864 (553 amino acids)
Biological process (GO): maturation of SSU-rRNA from tricistronic rRNA transcript (SSU-rRNA, 5.8S rRNA, LSU-rRNA)
Cellular component (GO): nucleolus; small-subunit processome; 90S preribosome
Molecular function (GO): protein binding
Source: RefSeq, a predicted model, not a curated record
AUUUCGUAGGGUUUAAGUGCAAAACAACAACGUCCCUGAAACUCCGACCUCGCUCUAAAACCCUGGCGAGGCGGCGACAUAGGGUUUUUUCUGGUCAAGCUUCUCACGCUUCUUUCCUUUGCUGCUCGAAUUCAUAGUAUUUCGAGGAUAUUUCCCAAACUAUUGGUGUUUUGUGGCGUGAAUUUGGGGAUUUUGAUUGGUCAUGGCGAAGUCCGAUGCAAUUGAAGGAUCAAAAGAUCCAGAUUUGAUCAAGCUUGUGGAGGAGCAACAAGUCAAGGUUCCUGAAAAGAAAAAGCCUAGAGCUGAACAGGAUGUUUCUGAUUUAUUGGACAUGAAAAUGCAAAAAUAUUUGCGUGGUGAGGCUGCUAACCUGGAGGUUCUACAAGACAAAAAGUUGAAAACUCAACUUGUAAUCAAAGAGAAACUCUAUGGACAAUCUGCGAAAGCCGCUGCAAAGCAUGAACAGUGGCUUAUGCCAAAUGAAGAAGGCUUUUUAGAGGCUGAAGGUUUUGAGAAGACAUGGAGAAUAACUCAGCAAUCUUUACUCAAUGAAGUUGAUGCUAACAGUUCAAGAAAGGCAUUUGACAUGAUUUUACCAGAGCUCGGUCCGUAUAGAAUGAAGUAUACAUCAAAUGGCCGCUAUAUGUUGUUGGGAGGACGCAAGGGUCACUUAGGCUUGCUAGAUAUGUUAAGCUUUGACAUAGUCAAAGAAUUUCAGGUUAGGGAGACUGUUCGGGAUGUUGAGUUUCUUCACACUGAAGAAUUAUUUUCAGUAGCGCAAAAAAAAUACCUAUAUAUCUAUAACAGGCAAGGGACGGAGAUCCACUGUCUUAAGGAACAUGGAACACCUCUAAGGCUUCAAUUCCUGGAUAAACACUUCCUUUUGGCAUCAGUGAACACUUUUGGUCAGUUGCAUUAUCAAGAUGUGACCACUGGUGAAAUAGUGGCGAAUCUCAGGACUGGUCUUGGUCGGACUGAUGUAAUGCGGAUGAAUCCUUAUAAUUCUAUAAUAGGCUUGGGGCAUUCAAGCGGGAAACUCACAAUGUGGAAGCCGACUAGUGCAAAGCCACUCAUCACCAUGUUUUGCAACCCCGGCCCUGUGACAGCCAUUGCAUUCCACAGCAAUGGACAUCUCAUGGCGACUGCAGGCAUGGGUUGUAGGAUCAAGUUGUGGGACAUCAGGAAGUUUGAGGUCCUUCAUAGUUAUUUUGGUCAUGCUUCUACCUUAGAUUUCAGCCAGAAGGGUUUGCUCGCUGUUGGGAAUCGAACUCAUGUGAACGUAUGGAGAGAUUACAAGGGAGAUCAGAGAUACGGACGGUACAUGACUCAUGAAAUGGUUAAAGGAUAUCAGGUGAAUAAUCUUGUUUUCCGGCCUUAUGAGGAUGUGCUGGGUAUCGGACACUCCAUGGGCAUAUCUUCCAUACUAAUUCCAGGAUCUGGCGAGCCAAACUUCGAUAGUUGGGUCGCAAAUCCCUAUGAAACAAAGAAACAGAGAAGAGAGAAGGAAGUGCAUAGUCUUCUUGACAAGCUUCCACCGGAGACCAUAAUGCUUGAUCCUAAAGAGAUUGGCACAGUGAAACAACCAAGGAAGAAGGAGAAGAAAAGCAAAAAGGAAAUGGAAGAGGAGAUGGAAGCGGAGGUCGAGACUGCAAAAGCCAUUAAGCUCAAGAAGAAGACCAAGGGAAGGAACAAGCCAAGCAAGCGGGCAAAGAAAAAGGAAGAGGAGGUUUUGAAGGCCAAGAGGCCAUUUGUGGAGCAACGGCUGAAAGAGGAGCAACCAUUCAAGAAGCAGAAGAUGAUAGCUGAAGGUGAAGCUGAGUUGCCAGUUUCUCUGCAAAGAUUUGCCAGAAAACAGGCAGCAUGAUUUCUGUUUUUUUCCCCCAUCUAUAAUUUGGAGGAUCGGCCUUCAUAGAAUUUUGAGUGAUUUGUUGUAAUGUUCAUGCUGAUUAAUUAAAUUGUAGAAUUCUACUUUCUUUUGAGGAAAUUAGCUUAUAAAACUUAAUACAAUUGCAUUAUUAUCUGCA